GGUUCCAAACCUCAACCUGCAGCCGGAAGGGGAAGCGAAACCCGGCGGGAGGUGGGGGCCCGGCCUGCCACCCCAGGAAGCACCGACAGCCACACGGAACCGGUCCAGCGCCCUGUGGGCCCAGAGAGACGCAGGCCGAUGGCGGAGGCUCUGAACGACCCCGGCUCUGAGGAGCAGGAGCAGUUGCUAGGGCUCACCACUCAGUGGAGUGUGGAGGAUGCGGAGGAGGCCGCCCGUGAGCGGCGCUGGCGUGAGAGAGACGAGCAGCUGCAGGCCCAGGACGAGGACGGAGGUGGCCAGUCCCCGGAGCGGCCGGAGCAGGAGACGCUCCUCGGCCUGGAGCCCUCAGGGGCUCCUGAACUGGACGAGGACGAGGGUUUUGGCGACUGGUCCCAGAAGCCAGAGCAGCGGCCGGGCUGCGGGGCCGGCGGGACCCCGGGCGGCGGAGAGCCCCCUCAGUGUGAGAGCCCCGAGGGCAAGCCAGAGGCUCAAAGGCCCUGCCCGCACACCUGCGGGAGUGAGGAUGGGGACCUGCACCCGGAUGAGGCCCCCCUGGAGGAGCCGUGUCUGAGCCAGGAGGGGCCCAGCCCACACGAGGCCUUCCAGGACACGCUGGGGGUAGCGGAGGCUGAGGAGGCAGAGGAGGAGCACCAGGCAUGCCGGCAGCCCAGGACACCCGACGCCUUGGGCUCACCUCCCCUGAGCCCCACCACCAAACUCGUCGACAGGACGGAGUCUCUGAACCGCUCCAUAGAGAAGAGGUGUGUGUCGGCCCCUGUUCCGGAGCCCAGCAACAGCGUGAAGAAGUCCCAGCCCACCCUGCCCAUCGCCAAGAUUGACGAGCGGCUGGAGCAGUACACGCAGGCCAUCGAGAGUGCCGGCCGGGCCCCCAGGCUGGCCCGCCAGGCCUCUGUAGAGCUUCCCAGCAUGGCCGUCGCUAGUACCAAGAGCCGGUGGGAGACGGGAGAGGUGCAGGCUCAGUCCGCGGCCAAGACCCCUUCCUGCAAGGACAUUGUAGCUGGAGACAUGAGCAAGAAGAGCCUCUGGGAGCAAAAGGGAGGCUCCAAGACCUCGUCAACAGUGAAGAGCACCCCGUCCGGGAAGAGGUAUAAGUUUGUGGCCACCGGACACGGGAAGUACGAGAAGGUGCUGGUAGAUGGGGGCUCGGCGCCCUAGGCCCCUCCGCACCCUCCAUGUUCCCAGGGGAGAUUCCGGCCAGACACCUGCCCCCAGCCCUGGCUAAGAAGUCGCUUCUUGUCACCAGCCUGGCCCACCCUCACGCCUUUGACAGCCCCCCACCACCUCCUUUUGCUCCUGGACCCUCCUGCCUCUCUCCCCUCCUGCUCUCUGACCCCAGCUCUGCCUCUGACUGCUUGGGGGAGGAAAGAGACUCCUGAUCAUUGAACAAAGGGACUGCCCCUCAGAGAGGCCAAGAGCUCUCAGGGAAGGCAGGAGAACAAGGUGCCACCUGUGCAGAGAGGGGGCUGGUCACCCCACCAGAUAUGAGGGUACCUGCAGGGUGAUCUCCAGGCCAAGAGCUGCCGACACCUGCGCUGGAUGCUCAGGACUCUGUGCCUCUCCUGCCCCUGCUUGCACCGCGGCCCACCCCACAUCAUGCAAUAAAGCUCCUUG
Molecule: messenger RNA, 1632 nt
Organism: Propithecus coquereli (Coquerel's sifaka)
Lineage: Eukaryota; Metazoa; Chordata; Mammalia; Primates; Indriidae
Gene: LSP1
Product: lymphocyte-specific protein 1
Exons: 11
Coding region: 139-1176 (345 amino acids)
Biological process (GO): signal transduction
Molecular function (GO): actin binding
Source: RefSeq, a predicted model, not a curated record